AUGACCACUGUCGCCACUGCAUGGGUCAGCAGUCAUGGCCCUGAUAUCGUCGUUCCAGGAUCAACUGAUAUAAUCACCUCAAGCUUACCAACUUCGACCGCUGCGCCAUCUUCGAAGUCUCCUCUGAGCAUCGUGGAGUUGGUCGGCGUCGUGAUCGAGACAGUGAAGAGACCUCUCACUCGUGUUAUGAGUCCACCACCGCAUUACAGCGACUACUGGAAGGGAGAGAAUGAAGAUUAUGAGGUGGGAGUCAGAGGCACUGGAGGUGAGCCCUCUGGAUCACAGUAUUACGAACCUCACUACAGUGAUCCCAAGGAGCCUUCGCCUUACACUUUGUCUCAUGACAGUGAAAAGAACCCCCAAUUUAGUCUCCUCGUGGCUGGCACAGCGCUGGCGACAUCCUAUCCUGUUAUAGCGAGUUGCACAGAUAGAUUUGGAUAUGUUUCUAAAGCUGGUUGCGAUGCGACGCCAGAAUGGAAUAUGCCAUACUUUCCAGAAGACGACUCAAUAGCAGCAGAUAUCCUAGAAGAUGACACGAGAGUAGCCGGUGUCCCAGGUCCCGAAACCAUCGAUACUCCUUCAAGAAGGGCAAAACCUGAGAUCCCAGAGCCCAAGCCAGUUUUCCCUGAUAUUCCUGAAUGGAGCGCUCGCUUUCUUGAAUCUACAUCUGCAACUACAACUACCAUAACUACGACUGCCGACAUUCCCACCGUUAUCUUCCCAUCUAUUGUUCCACCGACUCAGACAUCUGUACGUGUUCCGUCAGUCUUCAUCACCAGGACAGCAGCGUCGCCGCAGUGGUCAACUCUACCAGACCCUGAUGAAAACAGUUCUGCAACAGAAUCAAGUCAGUCGACGACAAUCUCACAGCCGCAGCCAACUACAACAGUUUCUGGUCCUCCAAAGGUAACUGCAACAGCGACACCUGAGCAGUCUCAUUCUUGGAUAGGCGCCACAGUAGGUGCCAUCGUAGGAGGUCUGGCGUUCCUGAUUCUCGCCUACUUCAUCGUGUUCUACGCCUGCCGACGCUAUCGAAAGAAGAAGGACGAAGAUCCCGCGCCUCGACCAGAAAUCGUCCAUCCUUUCAGGAAUGUGCAGGUCUCCCCUCCGAGACCUCAACGGCCUGCAGUUUCCGUAUACACUGACCCCAGGACCGCUGUAUAUCGCAACCAAACGAUCCCUGAGCAACAGGACAUUACAGAUGCCGUGGAAAGGGACCAAGCGACUCCUGUGCCCCAGGACCCUUGGGCUCCUGUCCAGCGAGACGCUAUUUCACGUCAGAGCGUGUCGUACUUCAAUACCGACAGUCCAUCUCUCCGCGGAGAUCGACGUAGUGCAUGGGGAGAAGCAUUCCGGGCGUGGAUGAGAGUACCUGAUCGGGCCUCUCGAAAUAAUGAAGACAUGAGUGAGAUUGGCCAGCCAGCGGGGACAUACCCUGCUCUUAUCAAUAGCCCUGCGCCCCCCUCUGCUUAUUCUGAGAGUCUAUAUAGUCAGAAUGGGCCACCGGUGAGGCCACAUAGCUCUCGCCCGCUUGGUGGUAACUGGAUUUGA
This is a messenger RNA of Fusarium coffeatum, 1551 nucleotides long. RefSeq lists its product as uncharacterized. Lineage: Eukaryota; Fungi; Ascomycota; Sordariomycetes; Hypocreales; Nectriaceae. The coding region runs from base 1 to 1551 and encodes 516 amino acids. The transcript has 5 exons. The record is from RefSeq and is a predicted model, not a curated record.